AAAUUAUUUCGAUCAAUCUAACCGACCGAAGUGUUGAAAACCAUUUUUGUCAAAGUGAUACGCUCAAACACGUGGCAAUUUGAAAAAAUGCUUAUUGAACUCAUCAUAUUGCUUACCGUGUUCGCCCCGAUGCUUGUCUCCUGUAUGAAAAAGAAGAACGAGGCGGCAAAACUAAAGCCACGUGAUCUCGAUUCAAAAUCUCCCGGUGGACCACCGACUCCCGGUGGAGCCAAUAAGAGUGGUGGUGCUGGAGGUGGUGGCGGCGCUGGAGACGCUAAUAGUCUUCUCAAAAAAGAAGUCAAAGAAGAAAAGAUGGCGGAGCGUCCAGCUGAUGACAAUGAGACAAUCAACGAUGCAAAGUCCAACUGGGGAACUGUCGCCUAAUGUGUUUGAACUUUGUGAUAUUCAUGUUUUUUUUUCUGUAUGAAUUAAAUGAACUGUAAGAAAUUGU
Molecule: messenger RNA, 451 nt
Organism: Caenorhabditis elegans
Lineage: Eukaryota; Metazoa; Nematoda; Chromadorea; Rhabditida; Rhabditidae
Gene: Y4C6A.4
Exons: 3
Coding region: 88-384 (98 amino acids)
Source: RefSeq, marked reviewed